AUUGAAAUCUCAUGUUUUGGUAACAGUGCUGUCACAAAGAAUUUUUUUCUUCAAUCGUUUGAAUUUAAUUUAAUCUUUCAACUUUCAUUAAGUUACAAAUGGCUUAUAACAAAGAUAAGUGCAUUGCUUGGAUAGACACAGAGCUAACAGGACUAGAUAUAGAAAGAGAUACAAUUUUAGAAGUUGCUUGUAUAAUAACUGAUGAAGAGUUGAAAGUAAUAAGCGAAGAAUUUAAUGUUGCAAUUAAUCAGAGUGAUGCAAUAUUGACAAGUAUGAAUGAAUGGUGUAUACAUCAUCAUAAUAUGACAGGGUUAAUAAGUGACUGUCAAUCUAGUAAACUGACUCUAAAAGAAGCAGAGCAAAUGUUGCUUGAUUUCUUAAAGAAGUACAUUUCAAAAGGAACUUGUCCAUUGGCUGGUAACACAAUUUAUAUGGAUCGUAUAUUCUUGAUGAAACACAUGCCAUCAGUAAAUGAUUAUUUACAUUAUAGAAUUAUUGAUGUCAGUUCACUGAAAGAACUCGUCAGGAGAUGGAAUCCAGUGAUUUAUAACAGCACACCUAAGAAAGAAUGCGUACACAGAGCCUUGCCGGAUAUAAAAGAAAGUAUACAGGAACUAAAAUAUUACAAGGAGAAUAUAUUUUUAUCUGGAGUCCCUUAACCAUAAUUUGUAUUAGUUUGUAUUUAAAUUCAAUAAAUAUUUAAAAAUUUA
Molecule: messenger RNA, 710 nt
Organism: Hylaeus volcanicus
Lineage: Eukaryota; Metazoa; Arthropoda; Insecta; Hymenoptera; Colletidae
Product: probable oligoribonuclease
Exons: 4
Coding region: 99-659 (186 amino acids)
Cellular component (GO): mitochondrion
Molecular function (GO): nucleic acid binding; 3'-5'-RNA exonuclease activity
Source: RefSeq, a predicted model, not a curated record